ACUCUCCUAGAAACCCAACUAGAUCCUUCACCCUCUGACACCAUGGUCAACUCCUGUUGUGGCUCCGUGUGCUCUCACCAAGGCUGUGGCCAAGACCUCUGCCAGGAGACCUGCUGCCACCCCAGCUGCUGUGAGACCACCUGCUGCAGGACCACCUGCUGUCGCCCCAGCUGCUGUGUGUCCAGCUGCUGCAGGCCCCAGUGCUGCCAGUCUGUGUGCUGCCAGCCCACCUACUGCCGCCCCAGCUGCUGUCAGACCACCUGCUGCAGGACCACCUGCUGCCGCCCCAGCUGCUGUGUGUCCAGCUGCUUCAAGCCCCAGUGCUGCCAGUCUGUGUGCUGCCAGCCCACCUGCUGCCGCCCCAGAUGCUGCAUCUCCAGCUGCUGUCGCCCCAGCUGCUGUGUGUCCAGCUGCUGCAAGCCCCAGUGCUGCCAGUCUGUGUGCUGCCAGCCCACCUGCUGCCGCCCUAGCUGCUGCAUCUCCAGCUGCUGUCGCCCCAGCUGCUGUGUGUCCAGCUGCUGCAGACCCCAGUGCUGCCAGUCUGUGUGCUGCCAGCCCACCUGCUGCCACCCCAGCUGCAGCAUCUCCAGCUGCUGCCGCCCCUCUUGCUGUGAAUCCAGCUGCUGCCGCCCCUGCUGCUGCCUGCGUCCAGUCUGUGGCCGAGUCUCCUGCCACACCACUUGCUAUCGCCCAACCUGUGUCAUCUCCACCUGCCCCCGCCCCAUGUGCUGCGCCUCCUCUUGCUGCUGA
Molecule: messenger RNA, 750 nt
Organism: Pan troglodytes (chimpanzee)
Lineage: Eukaryota; Metazoa; Chordata; Mammalia; Primates; Hominidae
Product: keratin-associated protein 4-11
Exons: 1
Coding region: 43-750 (235 amino acids)
Cellular component (GO): keratin filament
Source: RefSeq, a predicted model, not a curated record